Chaetomium fimeti is the source of this 836-nucleotide messenger RNA. RefSeq names its product ras-like protein. The record is from RefSeq and is a predicted model, not a curated record. The transcript has 5 exons. Gene Ontology annotation, molecular function: GTPase activity; GTP binding; GDP binding. Gene Ontology annotation, biological process: Ras protein signal transduction. Bases 130 to 774 code for a protein of 214 amino acids. Lineage: Eukaryota; Fungi; Ascomycota; Sordariomycetes; Sordariales; Chaetomiaceae. Gene Ontology annotation, cellular component: plasma membrane.
GUUCACCUCGCGUCCACUUCAGACCAUCGCGCAAAGCGCUGCUCUCUCUUCUAGACGGCAAUUCCUCUGUCAAACAAUUCGUCUUCUUUUCCCUCUCUUCCUUUUCACAAUUCACAGUUAGCCACAAAGAUGGCCUCAAAGUUCACGAGAGAAUACAAACUGGUGGUGGUCGGUGGCGGUGGUGUCGGCAAGUCAUGCCUCACAAUCCAGCUGAUCCAGUCGCAUUUCGUCGACGAAUAUGACCCAACCAUCGAGGAUUCCUACCGCAAGCAGUGCAUGGUCGACGAUGAGGUGGCGCUUCUCGACGUUCUGGACACAGCCGGUCAGGAGGAGUACUCGGCAAUGCGGGAGCAGUACAUGCGCACUGGCGAAGGCUUCCUGCUUGUCUACUCGAUCACGUCGCGCGAGAGCUUUGAAGAGAUAAGGACCUUCCAACAGCAAAUCCUGCGUGUCAAGGACAAGGACGUGUUCCCCAUGGUUGUCGUCGGCAACAAGCUUGAUUUGGCGAGCGAGCGCAAGGUCUCGGUUGAAGAGGGCAGAAUGCUGGCGGACGAGUUCAACUGCUCCUUCCUCGAGACGUCGGCCAAGACCAACACCAACGUCGAGCCGGCUUUCUUCGAGGUUGUCCGGGCGAUCAGGAAUUACAACCGCGAGAUGCAGGGCGGGCCGACCAUCGGUGGCGGCCUUUCUCACAACGGCGGCGGCAUGGGCAAGAUGGACAUGGCCGACGACGAUGCGCAGGCCGGCUGCUGCUCCAAGUGUGUGCUCAUGUGAGGACUCACCCGUCGCAAAACUAUCUCAAUAAUGCAUCACGACGGAAUACCUGGGAAUGGAAG